Molecule: messenger RNA, 957 nt
Organism: Priceomyces carsonii
Lineage: Eukaryota; Fungi; Ascomycota; Pichiomycetes; Serinales; Debaryomycetaceae
Product: TFIIH complex subunit
Exons: 1
Coding region: 1-957 (318 amino acids)
Cellular component (GO): transcription factor TFIIH holo complex
Source: RefSeq, a predicted model, not a curated record
AUGAAUACUCCACCUACACCAAUGCAUCCGGCUCCAAAUGAGGAGAUCAGAGACUUACCAACUGGUGAACUUUCCUCGAAAACGGUGGAAGACAUUGACUUGAAUCCAGAUUUGUAUGAUGAAACAGAAGUGGUUUCGGAGGGCAAUCAGACAGCUCGUUCAGAAAGUGGAAUAUAUCAGAAUCAAGACCAGGUCACUGAUAAAUCUGAACUUGUGAGAGGCUCCACUUCUAGUUUGGAAGAAGUCCGUUUUGAGGAAGUUGAUUCAUUCACCCGUCCCUUUGAUGAGUGCUUGGAACUGACAAAGAAAUCUUUUUAUAAUAACUCGCGUGGUCAGGUGAACAAUAAGCAAGAAAGCAGGCUAAUUAAUUAUGUAGAUGACAGUCUUCUUCAGGUGCAACGACGAUUCAUUAAAAAUCAGGCCGAUGUAGCGGAACCGUAUCUGUUGCAUGAGUUAAUUACAGACAUUACAAGGCUAAUAGAAUUGAUAUGGUUUUCUAUUGAUAAGAAUGGAAGGUUAUAUGGUCAGGCAGACUAUCUCAUCAAGAUUUUGGGCGAUUUGGAGGAUUAUUUAUCCUAUUACGAUUUAUUCCCUAUUAUUAGUUUGCUGGAUCAAAGUCCUUUAAUAACAGAAUACAUGCAUUCUACGCUUGCUGGCUUUCUCAAUUUUUUUCAGGGCCUUGAUGUUAAGCUUUCAUUUUUAAUUGAUGGAUAUAUUAUGAGAUUGGGGAGUGAAGAGAUUGAAAAGAUUAACAAAACCCAAAUGGUAAGGUUAGUUGCAAUUAUAUCUAGACUAAGAAUUUUAAUAAUUUCUAAAAUUGAACCUUUCAGAAUUAGUCUUUUUCAUUACCUGAAAAAUGGGACUGAUGAUGAGUUAAAAUUAGAGGCAAGAAGCUAUCUUAAUGUUUUGGAUGUUGAAAUUGGCAGAUUGUUUGAAGGUAUUCUCGAACGUAGCUAA